CGUGGAACCCCUCGAAGAGCUUGAGCGUCCACACACAUCUACAACAUAUACGCUCACGAGGAGCAUUACGAUCUUACAGCUAGAGCACACGACAUCGAACCCGCACCCGACGAAGCCGCCAGACACGGAUCAAGAUGCCGCCCUCCUCGUCACCAGGCUCGUCUCGAUUGGGCUUCGACUAUCCUCUGGACAUUCCCCCGAGGUUAUUGCUCCUUCAGGAGCUGCAACAGAUCACAUCUUCGAUGAGACGCUCACCAAGAUGGGCAUCCCCUAGCUCGGCUUCAUCUGCUGCGUAUUAUUCGGCAGCACAUCGCCGACAAUCUUCAGCUUCAGGGCCAACCGAGAUGGUCGAGCGAUCAUUGGGUUCUGCAUCUCAGAGCGAUUGGUCGUCGGGUAGUAUAAACACUGGUCGGAAAGGCGAAGCAAUCUCUUCUACCUCGGCCGGCACUGAAAGCGGUCCGAGCAUCUACGGUAAACGAAUAGCCCAAGGAGAAGGGGAAGAGAUGGAACUGCUGGCCGCCUUUGUCGGACUGCGCCGGAGACUGGUCGCCGCCAAGGACAUCACCGAUGUCUCGCCGUGGGACAUCCUCGCACCUUUCCUGGCGUUGAUCAGGUCUCCCCUUACGUCUGGACCGAUCACAUCGCUCGCCUUGACUGCUCUCAACUCGAUCUGCUUCAAUAUAUUGCCGCUCUAUCUACCGGCAUCCCGGGAAGACCUCUCGUCAGAUCUGUUUACUGCGCCGCCGCGUCCACAGACCGGUCUUCAGCUUGGGUUGGCUGCCACCACAUCCGCGCUGGCUCGGUGCAGGUUUCCGUCAAGCUCUCCAGCUCAGGACGAGCUCGUUUUGAGUCGCUUACUUCGCGUCACGGAGACGAUCAUAUCUGGUCCCCUAGAAAGAGAGUUGACCGACGAGGGAGUCUGCGAGAUGCUAGAAGUCGGCCUAGGUAUGGGCGGAAGGGCUCGGCUGGGAGAGGGCCUUCGAAAGACAGCACAAAACACGAUACAAUCGAUUGUGCAAGCGGGUUUCACGAGGCUCAAACACAUGGAUGCAUCGGUACUCGAUGCUCGCGAGCACAAUAGUGACACCCUGGUCAUUGGCGGAAGCACCGAGAUGGUCGUUCCCCCUGAUGAGAAGGAGAGUUUUGGGGACGAUGAGGCUCGUAACGACAGUUCGGAACUCCCGACUCAAGUCACUGAAGCACAACAAGGGGUCAGCGUUAUCUCGCCUGUCAUAGUGGAGCAAAAGGCCUCUCAGAAAUUGGUGCAGGGCGCCUCGGCCGAUUCUGCGCCGCUCGAGACAGCCCAAAUAGCUACUUUUGUACCCUACGGUCUACCGACUCUCUUGGAGCUGCUCAGGGUUGUCACGUCACUACUUGAUCCCCUUGACCUGACCCAUACGGAUUCGAUGCGACUCUCUGCCCUCGGCGUGCUCAAUUCGAUACUGGACGUAGGAGGGAAACACAUCGGACAAUGGGAUGAAUUGGUUGAAGGCAUCAAGAACGAGGGAUGUCGCUACCUCUUCCAGCUCAUUCGGUCCGACAAUCCGCAAAUAUUGGCUUCCGCUUUGCGAACGCUUUCAACCUUGUUUACAACCCUACUACCCCACCUCAAGCUACAAUUCGAGCUGUUUCUCACCUUCCUAAUCGACCGCCUAACACCAUCCACGCCUGUUGCUGUACCGUCGCAUCUCAUGCACGUCCGAUCUUCACGUCGAGGAUCUUCAAGACCUAGUUCGACGCAAGAUUCCGAGCGAGACAGGCCAUCGACGCCCAAAUCGAAUAUACAUCUGCCUUCUGUGGCAUCCGAUACCAGAGAACUCAUGCUGGAAACGCUCAGUCAGCUUAUGCUCAAUCGAAAUUUCAUGGUCGACCUCUGGGUCAACUUCGAUUGCGAUCCGGAGAGCGAAGAUGUUUUCGAGAGGAUGAUAGACUUCCUUACCAAGGGUGUGUAUCCUUCGGGGCUCGGGACAAUGCCCAACCAUGUACCCGAUCAUCUGGACAACAGCCAGCUUCUCUGCUUCGAGGGGCUCAUCUCGUUCGUAGAGGCGAUGGCGACUCGCAUGUCUACGGAUGACGAAGCUUGGCCGGCGGGUCUGCCCUCGAGAGACGCCCUGCGUAUUCAGAAAGAUAAAAAAGCCAAACUAAUAGCGGGAGCUACAGCUUUCAACCAGAAACCCAAACGGGGAGUUGCCUAUCUCAAAGACAACAACCUAAUCGACGACUACCACACACCGACGGAUGCGGAUGCGACCCGUGCUCUAGCGCGCUUCCUGAAGACGUCGACACGAUUGGACAAGAAGCUGCUGGGAGAAUACAUAUCCGCUCCAGAUAACUUGGAAUUGCUCAAGGCUUUCAUUGGCUUGUUUGACUUCGGCGGAAAGUCUAUUGCCGACGCUCUUCGUGAUCUGCUCGAAGCAUUCCGUCUGCCCGGGGAGGCACAGCCGAUUGCCCGUAUCACAGAAGCGUUUGCGGACCACUUCUUCUCCUUCGGCCCAGAGGAUAUCGCCGAUCAAGAAGCCACAUACAUCCUAGCGUAUUCGGUCAUCAUGCUCAACACGGACCAGCACAAUCCCCAAAAUCGCAAAAGGAUGACUAUAGAGGACUACCAAAAGAACCUUCGAGGCGUCAACCACGGAAACGAUUUUGCGCCCGAGUAUCUGGCUUCCAUCCAUGAUUCUAUUCGCCGACGUGAGAUUAUCAUGCCACAAGAACACGUCGGCCAAGCUGGUUUCGAUUAUGCGUGGAAAGGUCUCAUGCAAAGGAGCAGGAGCGCCGGUCUUGCUGUGUCAGUGAAUACGUCUUCGUUCGACCAAGCUAUGUUUGAAGUGGCUUGGCGCGCGACCGUGACCUCCAUGGCAUCUGCUUUUACUACCAGUACACAGGAUGAAUACGUGAUCCAGAAGGCGAUCAUCGGUUUCAAGCAUUGCGCGACAUUAGCUCGCCGAUUCCGCCUACCGGAAGUAAUUGACACGAUAGUCCUGUCGUUGGCAUAUGCUACCGAUCUCCUGGAUCAGACAGAUGAUGGCUAUCAGCCGGCCAACCAUCCUAUCGUCAAGACGGAGACGGGCUCUGUCACGGUGUCACCCUUAUCGGUCCGAUUUGGCACGAGCUUCCGGAGCCAGCUGGCGACGGUGGUCCUUUUUACCAUCGCCAAUGGGAAUGGCAAUGCCAUCCGUGAUGGUUGGAUACAGAUCUUCGAAAUGUAUCAAACUCUAUUCUUGCAUUCUUUACUCCCGGUGCAAUUAACACAAGAGGUCGAUUUUCUGUCGGGCGAAUCCACCAUCCCGCACAAAUCUCUCAACGCGCCAUCGGGCCGGGAAGAACGCAAAACCGAAGCUGGCCUCUUGUCCACACUGUCAUCAUAUUUGCUCAGUCCGUACACUACCAGUAGCGACGUCCUGACUGUGCCCAACGAAGAAGAUAUCGAGAAUACCCUUUCGGCUAUCGACUGCGUGUCGUCUUGCAGAUUGGAUGAACUUUAUGCUCAAGUCCACGAACUCGAACUAGAGGCCACUCUAGCUUGCCUACAUGCGCUGCGGGCACUUGGAGAGGCAAGAUGCAUGUCAAAGGCUAAGGACUAUCUCGGAGCUCGGAAUGGCAAGGAAGACCUCUCCGGACGACCACUCACACCGGCCUACGAUGAAGCUCAACAGCCUUAUGAUCCGGCCGCCCUCUUCGACUUGGAAAUCAUGGUCAGCAUAGCUGUAAAGUCUCCACAACACGCUGCCGAGACCUGGCCGAUCGUCUUCGAAUUCAUCUCUUCGUUGCUGUCAUCCGCCCAGUCCUACAGUAUUCUGCUGAUAGAACGGGCGGUCACGGCCUUGCUCAAAUUGUGCUUGCUGAUCUGUGACGAGCCCAAAUUGCGAGACCAGCUUUCGAUCGCUUUGGACGUUUUGCGUAGUCUUCCAUCGUCGGUACUCAACGCAGUCUCCGAACAAUUGAUGACGGGUAUCGCGCGCAUUCUGGAAAAGGACAGCGCGAUAGUCAAAUCGCAAACCGAAUGGAGUCUUGUCACCGCAUUAUUCAGGGCUACGGUUGCUCAUCCCGAAGCCUCCAAAGUCACGCUUGAGCUGGUGCAAAAAAUGGCAACAGGUUUCGUCGGAUCGGGACCGUCUGCGGAUAACUACCCGGGAAUCGUAGCAAUUUUGGAUGAAUUUGCUACAUCGGCAGGUGCAGCUGCCAGCCGAUUGCAGGUCUCACGUCGAGGCACCUCGGUCGCGCCUGCAGCUACUCUCGGACCUACCGUCGAGCGGGGUUUAGCCGCCCUCGAUACCUUGUACGAGCUCAGAAACCGUGUGCCGCACUUGGUGACAUCGUCUAACGCUCCUCAGAGUCAGGCCUGGAUGGCAUUCUGGCUACCCCUCCUCCUCACUAUCGCAAAGCAUAGCGUCAACGGUAGUAGGGACAUUCGGCAAAGAGCGAUAGGUUACCUCCAGCGGGUACUUCUCAGCUCUCAGGUGCUACCGGACGUUGAGCAAGAUGUGGCACUGGUAUCAAUCUUCUCCAGGGUAUUAUUCCCAGUGGUGGACGAGCUUCUAAAGCCGCAAGUCUACAACCAGGACCCGCCUAGCAUGGAAGAAACACGGCUCAGAGCCUCGGCUCUAACCUGCAAGGCUUUCCUUCAAUACUUGAUACCCCUGUCGGAAAAACCGGAAAGACUUCUCGAGGUGUUCUUGAGGAUUGUGGAUGUCAUGGAACGCUUCAUGCGCACGGGAUCCAGGCAAUUGUACGAGGCGGUUCCCGAAUCGCUCAAGAACGUAGUCUUGGUCAUGCAUUCCGCUGGGAUGCUAAUCCCAUCGGCAAGUCCAGACACGAGGACCGAGGCUCAGAAGCAACUUUGGAGCAAGACGAACGAGAGGAUGAGCAAGUUUUUGGGUCCUGACUUUAUGGCGAAUGUGGUACCCCAGGGUACAAGCGUUGAUGCUCCCGCGACAGCGAUGAAUCCAGAAGCGACUAUGGACAUACAAGAAAGACCAUCGCCAUCGGAACCGAUGGGGGCGGAAAAUUAAUAAGACGGGAUAGUAUGCACAGGCCACAGGUAGACUUCGCUUGAUGAUCAUGAACGGUGUUGUAAAUCAACGAUGACGUGUCACGUAUAAUCGAUUUCGGUCUUCGCCGCACUCGC
Messenger RNA from Filobasidium floriforme, 5125 nucleotides. Its product is annotated as putative golgi-specific brefeldin a-resistance guanine nucleotide exchange factor 1. The record is from RefSeq and is a predicted model, not a curated record. Gene Ontology annotation, molecular function: guanyl-nucleotide exchange factor activity. NCBI's taxonomy places the organism in Eukaryota, Fungi, Basidiomycota, Tremellomycetes, Filobasidiales, Filobasidiaceae. The coding region runs from base 135 to 5009 and encodes 1624 amino acids. The transcript is spliced from 15 exons. Gene Ontology annotation, biological process: regulation of ARF protein signal transduction.